GCACACCUCUUAAAGGUUUAUCCGCUGAACCCGCGCGCGGGCGAAACAUAUGGUUUUGGCAGAUUAUCGCCCGUAGAACCACUGUUCUCUAGCAACGUGUUGCGCCCAGGUCAAUCUAAAGUCGAUUUGGCCCGACAGAAGGACCCUUCGAAAAGUUUCCUGAACAGAUUUUAAGGAACCCCUGCUGGUGUAAAUAAGCACCAUUCCCUUGCCCGUACUGUUCCAAACAUCCCUGUUCAUGAAGCAGUCGAUCACUUUCGAUGUUGACGACGUCAAGCAAGAUGUUGCUGGCGAGAAGUUUGAGGCCGGUUUAUCGUCCUCUCGUGCCCGCGUUCUCCUUACUCCCAAAGAGGAGUCUAAACUAUGGCGCAAAGUCGACCUUAAGCUCAUGCCUAUGAUUUCUCUGAUGUACCUACUCUGUUUCAUGGACCGCGGAAAUAUUGGUAACGCCAAGCUGGACGGAUUAAUCACGCAACUCAAGCUUGAUGGGAAUCAAUACAAUGUUGCCCUAACGUUAUUCUUCAUAUCCUACAGCAUUCUCGAUUGCCCCGCCAACUAUAUCAUUCAAUUUGUCCGGCCUUCUAAAUGGCUUGCGGGCACGAUGAUCCUCUGGGGGCUGGUUAUGGUAACCAUGGGCUUCGUAAAAACCUACGCUCAGCUGGUUGGAGUACGUUUCUGCUUGGGAAUCGCAGAAAGCGGCUUUUACCCUGGUGUUGCAUACUACCUCACAAUGUGGUAUCCAAAGUAUAUGCUUCAACGCCGAUUCGCCCUCUUCCUUGGAGCGGCGACCUCAGCUGGCGCCUUCUCGGGUAUACUCGCAUAUGGCAUCAAUUUUAUGAAUGGCGACGGAGGCUACCAGGGCUGGUCAUGGAUCUUUAUCCUUGAAGGUGCAGCUACUUUCGUAGUAGGCUUUGUUGCCCUGUUUGUAAUGGUGGAUUAUCCAUCGACGGCCAAAUUCCUGACACCGGCAGAGCAACAAUAUAUCAUUCAACAACGGGAGUUUUCCGAAAUGGAUGAGAAGGGUGAUGUGACUACCCAAGUACGAGCAGCCUUUACAGAUUGGCAGGUAUGGGCGAUGUGUAUUGUGCAAAUUUCAAUUACGGUGCCUCUUUACGGCAUCACAUAUUUCCUCCCAACGAUUAUCAACAAUUUUGGAUACAGCACAUCAACGAGUCAAUUGCUUUCCGCUCCACCAUACAUCUUGGGCGUCAUCGUUCUCCUUGUCGUUGCAUACUUUUCCGAUAAGACACAACGACGCUCGCCCUUCAUAUUCGCUUCGCAAGUGAUAGCCAUCGUGGGCUUUAUCAUCAACAUCACUAAUGUGCCAAAUGGCGUGAAGUACUUUGGGACCUACCUCUGCGUGGCUGGACCAUAUACUGGAGGGGUAGGCUCCAUAAUAUGGCUGGCAAACAACUUAGAGGGGAAAUGUAAACGAGCGGUUGGGAUGGCACUAAUGAUCUGCAUCGGCAACUUGGGGGGAGCGAUCGCGUCAAAUAUCUUUCGGAGUCAAGACGCACCGAGAUAUCUCUUGGGACUCGGCGUCGAAAUCAUGCUUUUGGCAAUGGGUAUGAUUGCUGUGCCUAUCAUAGCACUGACGUACCGACGCAUGAAUGCUCGUAAGGACGCUCUCCGGCAACAGGCGGAGGUGGAGGGAAGUGAAAUUCUAGACAAAGAAGAAAGUUUUAGGUACACGCUUUGAUGACUUGUAAUUACUAGGCCUCUAGGUUGCGUGGUGUAUGAAGGGUCCUUUAUUCAUUCUUGGGGUACCUUAGGUGCUUGAG
Molecule: messenger RNA, 1781 nt
Organism: Pisolithus orientalis
Lineage: Eukaryota; Fungi; Basidiomycota; Agaricomycetes; Boletales; Pisolithaceae
Product: MFS general substrate transporter
Exons: 22
Coding region: 239-1699 (486 amino acids)
Biological process (GO): transmembrane transport
Cellular component (GO): membrane
Molecular function (GO): transmembrane transporter activity
Source: RefSeq, a predicted model, not a curated record